Saccostrea echinata is the source of this 3636-nucleotide messenger RNA. Its product is annotated as calcium/calmodulin-dependent protein kinase type 1-like. Gene Ontology annotation, biological process: protein phosphorylation. The record is from RefSeq and is a predicted model, not a curated record. The coding region runs from base 126 to 1142 and encodes 338 amino acids. The transcript is spliced from 10 exons. NCBI's taxonomy places the organism in Eukaryota, Metazoa, Mollusca, Bivalvia, Ostreida, Ostreidae. Gene Ontology annotation, molecular function: calcium/calmodulin-dependent protein kinase activity; ATP binding; calmodulin binding.
CACGCCAUUUUCUGUGACGUCACGAGUGAAGUGAGAAAGUAGAAAAACAUUCAUGAGAUAGAGGGAACCAAAUGACUGAGUCAAUGAAUUAUCCGGUGUGAUUUAAUUCUUUAGAACGAUUAAAUAUGCCACUUUUUGGUAAAAAGCAUGAAACGGAUAAGAAACAUUCAAAGGAAUCGGAUGUUCGGAAGAAAUAUGACUUCAAGCGGACCCUGGGAACGGGUGCUUUCUCCGAAGUUUUGCUAGCAGAGGACAAAUCAGAAAGGGGGAAAUUAGUGGCCAUCAAAUGUAUAGAUCGAUGUGGAUUACUAGGCAAAGAAGAAUCGCUUGAGAAUGAAAUUCAAGUCCUUCGAAGACUCAGCCAUCCCAAUAUUGUGCAGCUGCUAGAUGUUUUUGAUGACAAAGCUCAUGUGUACCUAGUCAUGGAACUUGUGACAGGGGGUGAAUUAUUUGAUAGAAUAGUCCAGAAAGGUAGCUAUACAGAGAAAGAUGCCAGCAACCUGAUCAAACAGGUCCUAGAAGGUGUGGACUAUAUGCAUGAUCGUGGUGUGGUGCAUAGGGAUUUAAAGCCAGAAAAUCUAUUAUAUUAUAGUCCAGAUGCUGAUUCUAAAAUUAUGAUUAGCGAUUUUGGUUUAUCAAAAACGGAGGAAUCUGGUACCAUGGCAACCGCCUGUGGCACACCUGGUUAUGUAGCACCAGAAGUUUUAGCCCAGCAACCAUAUGGCAAAGAAGUUGACUGUUGGUCCAUAGGUGUUAUAUCGUACAUAUUAUUAUGUGGUUAUCCUCCAUUUUAUGAUGAAAAUGAUGCAGCUUUGUUCCAACAGAUUCUCCGAGCCGAGUAUGAAUUUGAUUCGCCCUACUGGGACGACAUAUCAGAAUCAGCUAAGGACUUCAUCCGACACUUAAUGUGCAAGAAUCCGAAGCAGAGAUUUACCUGUAAACAGGCACUAUCUUAUCCAUGGAUCUCUGGUAACACUGCAUUAGAGAAAGAUAUCCAUGCUUCUGUCAGUGAACAAAUGAGGAAGAAUUUUGCAAAAACGAAGUGGAAGCAAGCAUACAAUGCCACAGCAGUGAUUAGACAGAUGAAGAAGUUAGCCAUGAACAAAGAUGACCAUAGUCAUCAGGCAGAAACAAAGUCCUAAAUGACUGCCAUUGGUCGUAUUGUAUGUAACUCCUUGACGACCCUUGUGGGGGACUUGAGGCGAAGCAUAUGUGUGUUUUGUGGGGGAUCUACAAGAGUUUCAGAUUGAGGCGUUAAUUUGACAGCGGCACUAUGUAGGGCAGUGAAUGACCUGGUGUAGUAGCAGUUUUGAAUCUCUGUCAACUUGUAGAUUGAGUCUAUUUCAUAUUUAUUGUUACCAAUUUUUGUUACUUAUUUAUAUUCUUAGCAAUUAAACAGAGGGUAAAUGGAACUUAAGGGUCUUCUGUAAAAAAAAAAAAAUGAUCAAAAUAUCUUUAUAACACUUAAUGAAUAUAAUACACUGUAUGAUCUUAAACUUUUCAAGUGGAAUGGGUUAUUUUGAUUGACUGAGUAUUAAAAAAAAACACUUUUUGCACAGCUCUUUGGAAGUAAGAGCACCAUUUUAUUUAUCAAGCUACAUUUUUUUGUUGUUGUCUAUUUUAAUAUAUUACCAAACAGAUGGCCUGAAUACCUUAUUGCACUGCCCAAUAUGUUUGGUACUUUUUAGCACUUCUUGAUAAUGGUGCAGCUGUUGUGGAAUCUUUAGACCGAGAGAAUAAAUUUUUGUGCCGAGCUGUAUAGAUGUUGUUCGGCAUGGUGUAUAAUACUUUUAACUACGACCUGUAGUUGUUAAUACAUUCCUUGUCAGUUGUUGUUGUCUUGGCAUUUUUACACUUGUUGACUUCUUUUUCAUCAUGUCAAUCGCCAGAAGUUGGCCAUUGACUGGCACCGGUAACUGACCUGACUCUUAACUCUGACCAAGACUGUCAUUAUUUAUAUGACUCGGAGAACGUUCAGAGUGGAGGGCAGUUGCUGGUACUUGCUUUGGGUAUUUUUAGUAUGUAUAUCAUUCAUUUUAUGCUAGCUAAUAGUAGAUAAUUUUAUCUCAAGAGCUGUGAUGCACAAAUUUAAAUUGUUUGAUAGAUAGAAGGUUUAUUUUUUAGUUUUCAUUUUUAAUUUUUUUUCUUUAAAAUAGAAUAUAAUAAGUUAAGGCUAAAAAAAUUUUUUAGAAUUGAAAUUUCCACAGGGAAAAUUAGACCCCUUCAGAAUAUUACAAUUUUUUGGACCAAUUCAUCAAAACAAUGUGUUCUUGUACAAUGAUAGUGUGCAAUAUUUUCUGUUUUUGACUUUUUUGUUUGAGCCAAGAUGAAAACCUUUAAAAUUAAUGAUUCAAAAUAAAGCUGUUAUUGUUUGUAAUUCAUUGCCAUAUCCAAAGUUUACAAGCACUGUUUAAGGGGCUGGAUAGAUUUUAUAAAACUAUACUUUUUUGUACCUUAAACAGCUCUUAAUUGUGGAUCAUGAAAUAGUUCAUACUAAUACAUGUACAUGUAUUUCCUAUGCUGACCACCAAAAUUUACACAACUUUUUGUUUCCCUUAUGUUUUCAUAAGAAAUAUUGUUAUUGAUAUUGCAAUUUAUAAGAUAAGUUAAUACUCUGGAAUUAACAAUCUCUAAAUGUAGACAAUCCUUCUUUUAUAUUUUACUCUCAUAUUUUGGAAAUAAACCCACAUAAGCAUGUUAGUUUUAUUUGAUAUUGGAACAAAACAAAUUGUUUGGGAAGGAAAGGUAACUCAUUAAGCUUUUUUUUCUUCAAAUUAUUAAUUUUUCAUCUAUUUUUCAAAAAAAAUUAAAGACUGUUUUCUUUACAGUAUGUGAUAUUUUUUGUGCUGUUAUGUGUAGGUCUUAAGUAGAAAUGUUAUAAAGUAUGGGUGGAGAGUGUAUUUCUGUGAGAGUUGAAUUAAAUUGUAUGUUUAUAGCUUCUCAAAAAUAGAAAUUUUCUCUCUUUGUUACCUUGUGGUGUACGUCCAACAAUUUUACUGUUUAUUGCUAAUUAUUAGAAAAUUGAAUUCUGAUGAUUAUGUGUUAUUGUAUGAAACACCAUACUUUAAGUGUUUUAAUGAAACAAGUAUUAAUAUAAAGUUCUAGUUUUUAAUCAAGUAUUAUAAAUACUAAUACAUGCACUAAUAAAUGACAGCGUAUAAAGUUGAAACAACAUGAAAAUAAAAAUGUUGUACUAUAUUUAGUUGAAUACAUGUAUUGAUAGAUGAUAUUAACAUAGGAAUUUUAGAUUUAUAUUAUGAAACAAUGAAAAUUACAUUUUGUUAUUAUUCAGCUUAUAGUGUAUUGCUUACAUAUUUAUGGAAAGAAUCAAAGUCUUGGGAGGAAUUAGACAUAACAUGUCUGUGUGUUUGACAAAUCAAAUUUCACAUAUAUGUGCAGCAUGUGUAAGAUAAUUGGUAGUGUAGGCAAGCCAAUGCUUUACGUGUCGCGAACAUUUUGAACAAAUUUAUUGUUGUAGCCUUUGAAAGAGUUUUUUUCAAUCAAUUUAUCAAUUUUCUAACAAUUUUUCCUAUUGAUGUGUUGUCAUAUUUAUUUAUUGUAAUCUUGUGUAUUUAUUAUUGUAAAACAUUGAUAUUCCAAAAAAUACCUAAUUAAAUAUUAUUUUUCAAAACUUUA